CGAGUCUCGGCCUUAGACCAGUCCCUAAACAGCGGCAGCCAUGGCCGUGAACCUGUUAGAAGAUUGGUGCAAGGGGAUGGACCUGGACCCCAGGAAGGCCCUGCUGAUUGUGGGGAUCCCCAUAGAGUGCAGUGAGGCUGAGAUCAAGGAGACCGUGAAAGUGGGCUUUCAGCCUUUGUUUUCCUAUAGAGUGCUGGGCAGAAUGUUCAUGAGGGAAAACAACGCCAAGGCCGUCUUUAUCGAGCUGGCAGAGCCCGUCAACUACUCUCUGAUGCCUAGUCACAUCCUGGGCAGGGGGGGCACCUGGGAGGUGGUGGUGAAUCCCCGCAACCCAGAUGAUGAGUUUAUCAGUAGACUGAACUACUUCCUGAAAGACGAGGGCCGGCGAAUGGUGGAUGUGGCCAAAACCCUGGGGUAUAGCAGCCCAGGUGCCACUGAGGGCAGGGAGCACGAGGUCUUAGGCCCAGAGGCAGCACCGGGUUUGCAGCCCCUGAAGGAAAGCAUGUGGUACCGGAAAUUGAAAGUGUUUUCGGGAAAUGCUUUCCCAGUACCCGGCGAGGAGACCUUUGAGGUCUGGCUAGAGCAGGCGACCGAGAUGAUGCAGCUGUGGCAGGUAUCUGAGGUGGAGAAGCGGCGGCGGCUGAUGGAGAGCCUGCGCGGCUCUGCGCUGUCCAUCAUGCGGGUGCUGCGGGCCAACAACGAUGCCAUGACGGUGGAGGAGUGCCUUGACGCGCUGACGCAGAUAUUCGGCAACAAGGAGGACUAUCGCACCUCUCAGUUCCACUUCCUUCAGGCCUUCCAGAAGUCUGGGGAGAAAAUCUCCACUUUCCUGCUUCACUUGGAACCCCUGCUUCACAAGGCGGUGCAACACAGCCCCAUCACCACUCGCAGUGCAGACAUGAUCCGUCUGAAGCACAUCCUGGCCCGGGCCUCCAUGACUCCCUCACUCCGUGGCAAGCUGGAGAUCCUCGACCAACGAGGGUGUCCCCCCACUUUUCUGGAGUUGAUGAAGCUCAUUCGCGAUGAAGAGGAGUGGGAAACAACCAUGGCAGUGAGCCAGGAGAAGCAGAGGCAAGUAGGAAAGGGCCGGAGGGGCUCCAGCAGACAGGUGAUGGUGGAGGUCCAUGCCCCUGCACCCCAGGCUCCGAUGCCGGCAGGAUCCUUCAUCGAGAACAGCACCCAGACGGCACAGGGAGGGGCUCCCCUGUCACUGAAGCGCAAGCGCCUGCCGUGCUCCUAUGGCAGUGGGGAUGAUGACCAAGUCAUGUGUCCCGGGGCUGAGAACCAGCCCUCAGCCAAGAAGCAGCAGCCAGUUGCAGUGGAAGAGUCGGGAAACGGGGUAGGGGCUGGGGCUUUGAGCCACCCCGAGCCCUAA
This is a messenger RNA of Loxodonta africana (African savanna elephant), 1375 nucleotides long. It is a transcript of the gene PNMA5, whose product is annotated as PNMA family member 5. The transcript has a single exon. Lineage: Eukaryota; Metazoa; Chordata; Mammalia; Proboscidea; Elephantidae. The record is from RefSeq and is a predicted model, not a curated record. Bases 41 to 1375 code for a protein of 444 amino acids.